Messenger RNA from Histoplasma capsulatum G186AR, 2754 nucleotides. RefSeq lists its product as uncharacterized. The record is from RefSeq and is a predicted model, not a curated record. Bases 1 to 2754 code for a protein of 917 amino acids. The transcript has 2 exons. NCBI's taxonomy places the organism in Eukaryota, Fungi, Ascomycota, Eurotiomycetes, Onygenales, Ajellomycetaceae. Gene Ontology annotation, biological process: protein-containing complex assembly; mitochondrial protein processing. Gene Ontology annotation, cellular component: membrane; m-AAA complex. Gene Ontology annotation, molecular function: ATP binding; metalloendopeptidase activity; zinc ion binding.
AUGGCCAGUUUUAUUCGACGGCCUGGCAAUCUUGCUCGAUCUUCGGGGACAGCGGCGGGGCGCCCUAUAUACCUCCGAUACUUUCUCCCUUCAUCGCGGCAAUCAUAUCUUUUCCCGGCUGUAGCAAAAGCUCGCCAGUCCCGCUCGUAUAUCACCCAGUUCCGGCGAUUUCCAAAUCUUGGCAGGGAGAGCGGGAAACCUCCUCCAUCUGUUAACGAUGAAGAUUCGGGUCAGCCAUUUCCCUCCGGAAAACCGCCUUCCGGAGGAUCAAACGGCAAGGAACCCGAGAAGCCAAAGUACCGGGCAAGUCAGCAAGAGAUCGAAGAGCUUGAUUAUGUGCUGGGAAUGGUGAGGAACAAGCUUCCUGCGUCGCAGAAAAAAUUUGUGGAAGAGAUGGCAGAAGUAUUCAAAGAAGAAGGUGUUCCGGACGAUGUCAAGCAACUUAUCAAACAAGUCAAGGAAUCCAAUCAAUUUACCCUUGCACACGCAACCCAGAUAUUUCGGAUAUGGACUCGACAUGGCCCAGUGGUUGCGGCGAAGAUGGCAGACAGGGAUUCCCGUCAUCAACGCCUAUAUUCCUCCGAGAAAUCCGAGAAAUGGAACGAGAAACAGACUGGACAGGAUGAGAGCAAGUCGAAGGAUGAAACUGGAGGAUCGCAUCAGGAACAAAAGCAGGAGCAAAAACAGCGGGAUCAGAAAAACGGUCCCAAGGGACCGAAUUUUAACGCCAACACACCUUUUGAUUUCAAAUUCAAACUUGACCCGGCUUCCUUUCUGGUCGCUACCUUUCUCUCUUACUACUUGUAUCGGAGCGUUAUUCCCGGCGAGGUCAAUAAGGAUAUUACAUGGCAGGAAUUCAGAAACACGUUUUUGGAUAAAGGCCUCGUGUCCAAAUUGACGGUACGAAACGGCAAGAAGGUGCGGGUUGAGCUUCACCGUGAAGCUGUUGCAAACGUAUAUCCUGAAUCGCCCGCGACACAACCAAAUUUCUACUAUGUCUUCGCAAUCGGAUCCGUUGAGGGAUUUGAAAGGAAAAUUGAUCAGGCUCAGGUGGAGCUCGGUAUACCAACUUCUGAUCGUAUCCCGGUGGAUUAUCAAGAUGAAGUUUCCUGGGGGGGUACGUUACUUAGUUUUGCCCCAACGCUCGUCCUUAUAGGCACCGGAAUCUGGCUUUCGAGACGCGCUACAGGUGGAGGUGGCCAGAGUGGCAUAUUUGGCAUGGGAAAAAGCAGGGCGAAGAGAUUCAAUCACGAGACUGAUGUCAAGACAAAGUUCUCUGACGUGGCCGGUAUGGACGAGGCCAAAGUUGAAAUUAUGGAAUUCGUUAGCUUUCUGAAGAAACCUGAACAGUUCCAACGACUUGGUGCGAAGAUCCCCAGAGGUGCCAUCCUUUCCGGGCCACCCGGUACUGGUAAGACACUACUGGCAAAAGCUACCGCUGGCGAGUCUGGUGUCCCAUUUUACAGCGUGAGCGGUUCUGAAUUCGUCGAAAUGUUUGUCGGCGUUGGGCCUUCGCGAGUUCGUGAUCUAUUUGCAACGGCGCGGAAAAACACUCCUUGUAUUAUAUUCAUUGAUGAGAUUGAUGCGAUUGGAAAGUCGAGAUCCAAAAAUGCCUACGGCGGUGGUAAUGACGAACGGGAAAGCACACUGAAUCAGAUUCUCACUGAAAUGGAUGGUUUCAAUACUUCCGACCAAGUUGUCGUAUUGGCCGGAACUAAUCGAGUCGAUAUCCUUGAUAAGGCACUGUUACGACCUGGCCGAUUUGACAGGCAUAUCGCCAUUGAUAGGCCAACAAUGGAUGGCCGUAAACAGAUUUUCCGCGUUCACUUAAAGAAGAUUGUCACUAAAGUUGAUUUGGACUACUUGACUGGUAGAUUGGCUGCCUUGACACCUGGUUUCUCUGGAGCAGAUAUUGCCAACUGUGUCAACGAGGCUGCACUAGUUGCCGCCCGCUACCGUGCCGAUGAGGUAACCAUGGCCCAUUUCGAGCAAGCGAUUGAGCGUGUUAUUGGUGGUCUAGAAAAGAAAUCGUUGGUUCUAUCUCCUGAGGAAAAGAAAACAGUGGCGUAUCACGAGGCUGGCCAUGCUAUAUGUGGCUGGUACUUCAAGUAUGCUGAUCCAUUACUGAAAGUAUCCAUAAUUCCCCGUGGCCAAGGUGCCCUAGGCUAUGCCCAGUACCUACCGGCCCAGGGUGAUACCUACUUGAUGAAUUUCAACCAGCUCAUGGAUCGAAUGGCGAUGACCCUUGGUGGCCGUGUUAGCGAGGAGCUUCAUUUCGACACUGUGACGAGUGGUGCAAGUGAUGACUUCAACAAAGUCACCCGCAUGGCCAGCGCCAUGGUCACAAAAUUCGGGAUGUCUCAAAAAAUUGGCUAUUUGUACUAUGAUGAAGAACAACAACAAUUUCAAAAACCCUUCUCAGAAGACACUGCGCGGGACAUCGACAUGGAAGUUCGACGGAUUGUCAAUGAAGCUUACGACAAGUGCCGUAAACUCCUAACGGAGAAGAAAGCCGAAAUCGGCAUUGUAGCUGAGGAGCUUCUGAGCAAGGAAGUACUUAGCCGUGAUGAUUUGGUCCGUCUGCUUGGCCCACGGCCAUUCCCUGAAUCUGGCGAAUUUGCAAAGUAUUUCGACGGUGGGCACGGCAGAGGGACGAUAGCACCACCUCCUCCACCGACAGAGGCUCUCGCGGAAAAACCAGAGACAAGUCGAUUAGAGGAGAACGAAGGUCCCGCACCGUCGCAUUCAGCAUAA